Messenger RNA from Metarhizium brunneum ARSEF 3297, 1260 nucleotides. It is a transcript of the gene BIO2, whose product is annotated as Biotin synthase. Gene Ontology annotation, biological process: biotin biosynthetic process. Gene Ontology annotation, molecular function: 2 iron, 2 sulfur cluster binding; biotin synthase activity. The record is from RefSeq and is a predicted model, not a curated record. Lineage: Eukaryota; Fungi; Ascomycota; Sordariomycetes; Hypocreales; Clavicipitaceae. Gene Ontology annotation, cellular component: mitochondrion.
AUGAGGUCCUCGGUUGUUACUAGUGGCCUCAAUUCACUACGGUCAGUUGGCUCACGACCAACAGCUGUAUUCCAGGGACCAUGGAUGGCAACAGCCAUUCCCAGACCGGCCUUGCCGUCAAUGGAGCAGGCCCGAACUGGCGCUACGCUGGUAGACUCGCCGACGGCGGCCCACGAGCAACCCGAGGUUGUCGAGAACACCGCUAGACAGGCCAAUGCAAAGAAGAUUCUUCAGGAUGCCGUCGCGGCCACAGGUCCGAGGCAAAAUUGGACACGACGGGAGAUUUCUGCCAUUUACUACCAGCCGUUGCUUGAAUUGGCACAUCAAGCUAGCCUUGUCCAUAGACGAUUCCACAGCCCUGGCGAAGUUCAACUCUGCACCUUGAUGAACAUCAAAACUGGCGGCUGCACCGAAGAUUGCUCCUACUGCGCCCAAGCCACCCGUUACCAGAAGGGCACUGGUCUCGAAGCCAAGCGUGUCGAAAGUGUCGAGUCAGUCCUCGCAGCCGCCAGGACCGCCAAGGAUAAUGGUAGCACGCGCUUCUGCAUGGGCGCCGCAUGGCGAGACAUGCGCGGCCGCAAAAACAGCCUCAAGAACAUUACAGAAAUGGUAAAGGGGGUCAAAGCCAUGGGCAUGGAGGUCUGUGUUACGCUUGGCAUGAUUGAUGCCGAGCAGGCGAAGCAGUUGAAGGAAGCUGGACUAACUGCGUACAACCACAAUGUCGAUACGAGUAGAGAGUUCUACCCGUCCAUCAUCACGACGAGAUCGUAUGAUGAGCGUCUCAAGACGCUGGGCAACGUGCGAGAUGCCGGUAUCAAUGUCUGCUCUGGCGGCAUCUUGGGCCUCGGUGAAUCAUCCGAGGACAGAGUCGGUCUGCUUCACACCGUUUCAACAUUGCCAUCGCACCCAGAGAGUUUCCCGGUCAACGCCCUUGUUCCCAUCAAGGGCACGCCGCUAGGAGACACCACCCCGAUUGCCUUUACGAGCAUGCUGAGAACGAUUGCGACGGCGCGCAUCGUCAUGCCUGCGACGAUUAUUCGCAUUGCCGCUGGCCGCAAGACCAUGUCGGAGGAGAAGCAGGCACUGUGCUUCAUGGCGGGUGCCAAUGCCAUUUUCACUGGCGAGAAGAUGUUGACUACCGAUUGCAACGGGUGGGAUGAGGACAGCGCCAUGUUUGGCCGAUGGGGUUUGGAGCCAAUGAAGAGCUUUGACAAGAAGCCCGUCCAAGGUGCUGGUGACAUCGAAGCCGGCAAGAUAUAA